This is a messenger RNA of Archocentrus centrarchus (flier cichlid), 1824 nucleotides long. Its product is annotated as extracellular calcium-sensing receptor-like. Gene Ontology annotation, molecular function: G protein-coupled receptor activity. Gene Ontology annotation, biological process: G protein-coupled receptor signaling pathway. Lineage: Eukaryota; Metazoa; Chordata; Actinopteri; Cichliformes; Cichlidae. The record is from RefSeq and is a predicted model, not a curated record. The coding region runs from base 1 to 1824 and encodes 607 amino acids. The transcript is spliced from 10 exons. Gene Ontology annotation, cellular component: plasma membrane.
AUGCAGGGAGAUGAGUGCUACCCUGCAGUUUACAUUUCACAGAUGAAGCCUCAGUACCAGCCCAAGCCCCUGUCUUCCCCAUCUCUGCUACUCGUGUGGCUUGUGGGAAGAGAACUGGGACUCCGGGAUGGACUCCUCUGUGUUCAGAUGUUGACAUGUUCUCAUUGGGGUAGACUGAGUAAUCAGGAUGUAUUCCAAGAUGGAGAUGUAAUCAUCGGUGGUCUGUUUUCUCUUCAUUAUCAACCUCCAGCUACAGAACAUGAUUUCACUCAGCUGCCAAACUACAAGCCAUGCACUGGUCUAGAAUAUUUUGAACUGCAGUACAUAUAUGCUAUGGUGUUUGCACUGGAGGAAAUCAAUCAUAAUGCAAUGCUGCUACCAGGAGUAAAGCUGGGCUAUCGUAUUUUUGACAGCUGUGGGCACCCACCAUGGGCUCUCCAGUCAGCACUGUCACUAGUUGGUGGAGACGACACCAAGUGCAAUUUUACAAACACUCCCAUCUCUGCUGGGAACAUAGAGGAAAUCACUGACAGAAGGGGUGGUCAAACUGUCCCUGUGAUUAUUGGUGGUGCUUCAUCCAUAAGCCAGAUAGUCUCCAGAAUGCUGAAGCCACUCUCUAUCAGCUAUCUAGCCACCUGUCCUUGUCUGAGUGACAGGCUCGAGUAUGCAAAUUUCUUCAGAACCAUCCCCAGUGAUAUUUACCAAGCACGUACUGUUGCUCAGCUUGCUAUACGCUUCAACUGGACUUGGGUUGGGGCAGUUGUAGCAAACAAUAAUUAUGGCCACACUGCAAUAAAGGUAUUUCAGGAGGAGAUUCAGGGAGCAGGGGUGUGCCUGGCAUUUGUAGAGACUCUCCAAAGGGAAAAUAUUAUUAGUGAUGCCAGACGAGCAGCCCUCACAAUACAAGCCUCAACUGCAAGGGUGAUUUUGAUAUUCACCUGGUAUACAGAUGUGAGGGAACUGUUCCUGCAACUUGGCAAACUGAAUGUGACUGAUAGACAGUUUCUAGCCAGUGAGGCUUGGAGCACCAGUGGCGAUCUGCUCCAAAAUCCAGUAACAAGCAAAGUGGCAAAAGGUGUUCUUGGUGUUGCAAUCAGAAGUUCAACUAUACCUGGAUUUGAAAGCUACCUCAGAAGUUUACACCCAAUUUAUCGUCCAGAUGAUGAGUUCUUAAGAAAAUUCUGGGAAGCAGAGUUUGGAUGUACUCCUGGUGUUAUGUCUGUUCAGAGAGCUUCACUAUCACACUGCAAUGGGACAGAAUCUCUGAAAAAAGUGCAGAAUGUCUUUACUGACACCUCCCAGCUAAGGUUGACAUACAACGUCUACCUUGCUGUUUAUGCUGCAGCCCAUGCCCUUCACAGCCUUCUCUGCCCCAUUAAAGACAGCCCUUCUGAAAACAACAGCUUCACCUGCUCCUCUCCAAAACACAUCAAGCCCAGUGAGCUUUUGCAGCACUUGGAAAAAGUGAACUUCACCACACCACAAGGGGAAAUGUUUUACUUCCAAGGAGCUGAUAUUCCAGCAAAGUAUGAUCUUGUUAACUGGCAGAGCACAGCUGAUGGGACACUAAAACUUGUUUUGAUCGGUCAUGUGGAUGGGUUUGCUCUCCACCUUAAUGAAUCAGCUAUUCAGUGGAUCACGGGAUCCAAUCAGGUGCCCAUUUCAGUGUGCGGUGAGCUCUGCCCCCCAGGCACUAGAAAGGCCAUCAGGAAAGGAGAACCUCUCUGCUGUUUUGAUUGGUCGUCCAUCAGACUGGUCUUGUCGGUUCCAGCACGCAGCUUUUGGGAUCAGCUUUGUGCUUUCUGUUUCCUGUCUCAAAGUUAA